GCUCCCCUCUGGUCAACAUGUCUUCCUCGGAGGCUAAUAAUGGCCCGAGCCAAGCCGCACCUUAUCCGGGUGUACCACCCUCAGGGAUGCCACCCCCCUUUAUGGGACCACCAGGAAUACCACCUCAUUUCCCUCCCAUGGGUAUGCCCCCGUUGGGGCAGCGACCGCCCAGCAUGACUCCGAUGCCGCCUGGCAUUAUGCCGCCCGGGAUGCUGCCAUCGAUGUCAGCUCCUCCGAUGGGACAGAUACAAGGUAUGAUGCCGCCCAUGAUGGGGAUGAUGCUGCCUCCUCGCCUGCCAGCUGCGACCCUGCAGCCCACUGGGCCGCCUGGUGUUGACACCCCAGCUGCGCCAGGAACCACCAGUACAACAAAUGGAUCUGCACAGGAAGAACAGCCCAAGAAGAAAUCCGUGUGGACUGAACACAAAUCACUGGAUGGAAAAACCUAUUACUACAACACGGAAACCAAGCAGUCCACCUGGGAGAAACCAGAGGAUCUCAAGUCUCCCGCAGAACAAAUGUUGUCGAAAUGUCCUUGGAAAGAGUACAAGUCGGACACAGGCAAGCCGUAUUACUACAACUCCCAGACAAAGGAGUCCAGAUGGACCAAGCCCAAAGAGCUGGAGGACCUGGAAGCCAUGAUCAAAGCUGAGGAGAAUGGGCCACCGGAAGUAGCAGCUCUUAACAUCACCGCCGAGCCCGUGCUGCAAGCUGAAAGCGCGCAAGCGUCGGCGGCCCCCGCCGCGGAGGCGGAGCCGGUGGAAGCGGUCCCCGAGGAUCAAACGUCACUGGCGGCCGCGCAUCAAACACCCGAGGUCAAGACCACCGACGUGCCCGCGGCGGCGGAGAGCAGCGUCCCCGCGGAGGCUCCGGCCAGCGCCGAAGUCAAGAAGGAAGAACCACGGCCGGAAAUUCAGAAGAAGGUUUUGAAAUGGAACACCAAGGAGGAAGCCAAGCAGGCCUUCAAGGAGCUGCUGAAGGAGAAGGGCGUGUCCUCCAACUCUUCAUGGGAACAGGCGAUGAAAUUGAUUAUCAACGACGCCCGCUACAGCGCUCUCCCCAAGCUGAGCGAGAAGAAGCAAGCAUUUAAUGCCUACAAGGUCCAAACGGAGAAAGAAGAGAAAGAGGAGGCCAGAAUUAAGUACAAGGAGUCAAAAGAAACCUUCCAGAGGUUCCUUGAGAACCACGAGAAGAUGACUUCCACCACCAGAUACAAGAAAGCAGAGCAGAUGUUCAACGACCAGGAGGUGUGGAGCUGCGUCCCCGAGAGAGACAGGCAGGAGAUCUACGAAGACGUCCUGUUCUACCUGGCCAAGAAGGAGAAGGAGCAAGCCAAGCAGCUGAGGAAGAGGAACUGGGAAGCCUUGAAGAACAUUCUGGACAACAUGGCCAACGUCACCUACCGCACCACCUGGUCAGAAGCCCAGCAGUACCUGCUGGACAAUCCCACCUUUGCCGAGGACGAAGAGCUCCAAAACAUGGACAAAGAGGACGCGCUCAUUUGCUUCGAGGAGCACAUCCGCGCGCUGGAGAAGGAGGAAGAGGAGGACAAGCAGAAGACUCUCCUGAGGGAGAGGAGGCGCCAGCGCAAGAACCGAGAGUCCUUUCAGAAAUUUCUGGAUGAGCUCCACGACCACGGCCAGCUUCAUUCGAUGUCCGCCUGGAUGGAGAUGUACCCCACCCUGAGCUCCGACAUCCGCUUUGCCAACAUGCUGGGCCAGCCAGGCUCCACCCCUCUGGACCUUUUCAAAUUCUACGUGGAAGACCUCAAGGCACGCUACCACGACGAGAAGAGGAUCAUCAAAGACAUCCUGAAGGACAAGAGCUUCCUGGUGGAAGUCAACACCGGCUUUGAUGACUUUGGCUCGGUCAUCAGCUCAGACAAGCGAGCCACCACACUCGACGCCGGAAACAUCAAGUUGGCCUUCAACAGCUUGCUGGAGAAGGCGGAAGCCAGAGAGCGGGAGCGGGAGAAGGAGGAGGCCAGGAAGAUGAAGAGGAAAGAGGCGGCUUUUAAGACCAUGUUGAAGCAGGCCACGCCCGCCCUGGAGCCGGAUGACGCGUGGGAAGCCGUGAGGGAGCGGUUCCUGAAGGAAGCAGCCUUCGAAGAUGUCACGCUGGAGUCGGAGAGGAAGAGGAUCUUCAAGGACUUCAUGCACGUUUUGGAGCAUGAAUGCCAGCAUCACCACUCCAAGACUAAGAAGCACUCCAAGAAGUCCAAGAAGCACCACAGGAAGCGAUCCCGCUCUCGAUCGGGCUCCGAGUCUGAAGAGGAAGAAUAUCACAAGAAGAAGAAGCGGUCGGCGUCCAAAACCCCGUCAGAGCGCUCCUCGAGUGGUGAGUCAGAGAGAAGUUACAAGAAGUCCAAGAAGCACAAGAAGAAGGCCAAGAAGAGACGACACAAGUCUGGCUCCCCCGAAUCGGACGUGGUCGACAAGAAAGGACGAGACGCCAAAAGGGACAAAGACAACGAUAAAGAGAAAGACGGCGACAAGGCCCGAGGGAAGUCGCACUCGGACGGCAAACACAAGUCGCCCAAACGCAAAGCCGCCAAGGAGGAGGGCGGCUGGGACACGUCAGGAAGCGAACUGAGCGAAGGCGAACUGGAGAAACGACGACGAACUUUACUGGAGCAGCUGGACGCGCCUUGAUGAAACGUCGUCGCCUCACCGCACACUUGCAUUCUUUUCAAAGGGCACAUCGCCCCCUCUAGGUCUCCGCUGGGAUCGCGGACACUGAACUCAUUUAUUCCCAGGAUCUUAAUUCUGUCUAAUCGCGUUCCUGAUUUGUAUUUUUUAUUUUUAGGCUUUGUUUAGUGAUUGCUGAUGUUCUCUAUCAGCAACAUUUAGUUUUGAGCAGCAACUUGGAAACGCCGAGAGCGAAAGUUGUAGGGUAGCCGCUCAUUGGAUGUGAGUGCAGUACGCCACCUUUUAAUUCAAGCAUUCAAACUAACUUCUAUGUAAUAAAAAAUGAGUGUUCCAUG
This is a messenger RNA of Hippocampus comes (tiger tail seahorse), 2983 nucleotides long. It is a transcript of the gene prpf40a, whose product is annotated as PRP40 pre-mRNA processing factor 40 homolog A. Bases 18 to 2651 code for a protein of 877 amino acids. The record is from RefSeq and is a predicted model, not a curated record. Gene Ontology annotation, biological process: mRNA cis splicing, via spliceosome. NCBI's taxonomy places the organism in Eukaryota, Metazoa, Chordata, Actinopteri, Syngnathiformes, Syngnathidae. Gene Ontology annotation, cellular component: U2-type prespliceosome; U1 snRNP. The transcript is spliced from 27 exons. Gene Ontology annotation, molecular function: RNA binding; protein binding.